AUACGGGCGAGAACGGUCCAUUACUUGUGACAUUUUAGUUAUUAAAACGUCUUAAAUAACAUAUUUUAACAGUUAUGUAAUACAACUAUUACUCUGUGAGUGGUUAAAGAUGUAAAGAUGUAACAAUACAAGCUUUUUACUAUGAGUUCUACGGCUUUUAUUUUAGAUUAAACAACCGGAACUGGCGUUUCGCAUUCGCGCUAGUUUAACGGUGGUCCGCUCAGGCCCAGUCAAAACAAAGCGGUGGAAGUGGCCUGUCGCGUUUAGCUUUAAACACUGAAAACAAACUGCGAAGUGUGGGGAAAAAUCGCCGCCUGGUGUUUUCAUUUGGCCGAGGUUUAAUCGCCCCCGCGGUCAGUUUUGUCCACGGUAAAGCCUCCUCUCCCCCCCGGUGGGUGUUGUUUUUCUCUCGGUGGCGGUUGGAGAUGUAAACGGCUAACGGGCGUCAGUUGCUCGGGAGAGGCUGAGCAAAGGUAACGUUAGAAGAGGAGCGGGGGUCGAAGUUAAAGACGGAGGCGGAUUAAAUAACCUCCUGGUCGGUAGCAUGGUGGAGUAGGCGUCGAAGCUCUCGGGCUCCAGCGACGACGGUUCGCUCUCACCGGGGAGGUUCACCAUGGCCCCGGGCUCUCUGGUGGCGGCCUGCCGCAGCCUGGCCCUUUCUACGUGGCUGCUCUCCUUCUGCUUCGUCCACCUGCUGUGCCUGGACUUCACCGUGGCCGAGCGGGAGGAGUGGUACACCGCCUUCGUCAACAUCACCUACGUGGACCCGGCCACCUCGGAGCUGCGCACCGAGAAGACGGAGUGCGGGCGGUACGGGGAGCACUCCCCGAAGCGGGACGCCAAGGGGUUCGUGGUUCAGCCUGUGGCCCCGCACGACCGCCAGGCCUGCGACCCCAACACCCGGUUCGCGAUUCCCGCACAGCCCGGGGCCUGGGUGGCGCUGAUCGCACAGGGAAACUGCACCUACAAGGACAAGAUCCGCCACGCAGCAGCCCUGAACGCCUCGGCCGUGGUCAUCUUCAACGUGGGGUCUGCUAAUGCUAACGAGACCAUCACGAUGCCUCAUUCAGGUACAGGUGAGGUGGUCGCCAUCAUGAUCCCGGAGCCAAAAGGCCGCGAGGUGGCGUCACUGCUGGAGCGUAAUGUGACGGUCACCAUGACGAUCACCAUCGGGACGAGGAACCUGCAGAAGUACGUCAGCAGGACGUCGGUGGUGUUCGUGUCCAUCUCCUUCAUCGUGCUGAUGAUCAUCUCCCUCGCCUGGCUCGUCUUCUACUACAUCCAGAGGUUCAGAUACGCCAACGCACGGGACAGGAACCAGCGUCGUCUUGGUGAUGCGGCGAAGAAGGCCAUCAGUAAACUGCAGGUUCGCACCAUCAGGAAGGGCGACCAGGAGACGGAGGCCGACUUCGACAACUGCGCGGUCUGCAUCGAGGGCUACAAGGCCAACGACGUGGUCCGCAUUCUGCCCUGCAGACAUUUGUUCCAUAAGAGCUGUGUGGAUCCGUGGCUGUUGGAUCAUCGCACGUGCCCCAUGUGCAAGAUGAACAUCCUCAAAGCCCUGGGCAUCGCCCUGAACGCAGACUGCCUGGAUGACCUGACGCUGGACUACGACCUGGCCCUAGGCGGCGUAGGUGGGGUGGGUGGCGUCGGGGCACUGGCCCUGGAGGCUGUGGUGUCCGGGGCCUCCAGUGACGGCACGCUGAGCGAAGGCGGCUCCUCUGUGGUGCUGGAUCCCGGCGUGCGACGGGUGGGCCUCCCACAGGACUACCAGGACCCCGACACCCUGAGAGACAGCCCUGUGACGGCCACCACCGACACACACACAGGUGAGCUACAGCCAAUGGCGAGCAGCGCCUCGGCGGCAUCCUUGGUCAUCACGGUGGAAACGGGUCUCUCAGACGAGGAGGGGUCCAUGGAACAGUCUCAGCUGGCGGAAAAGUCCUGAGAGGAGCCUAACAGAGCCAGACCACAACCCGGGUCAAAACUGACUCCGCUCAGCUUUGGAUUUGUCAGUGGACCCGAAGCUCCCGAAGAACGACCUGACUGAAACCAGAUCUGAACCAAACCAACUUGCCUGCACCCCUAGGUGCACUCGAGCCCAGCUAAAAGCAGGAUCUAGACUUUGCUUUGACGUAGUGGAAUAUAAACAUGCGUGUUGGUUUUGAUCAGGAAACUGACUGACCUGGUUUGGCUUUGUUUCCGGCCUCCUCUUGGACACUUGGUGAGGUUGAACCCAGGACCCGACCUGGGCCAACAUGGAUGUUACCCGGCGUGUUUACGUUGGUCUGACCCCCUCGGCUCUCCUCGGUUCGACCAGGCGUUUUUUCCAACGUUAAACUGGGAUAUAACUCCAUCUGCCUGUCUGUCGUCGCUUCGUGCAGAUGUCUUAAUCAGCCCACAUCUGUCUCAGUUCACGCUGUUGCUAGAAAUAGACGAGGCUUCCUUUGGUCCUGCCCACCUUUCAUUAUUCCUGACAGACUUUCAAAUCUUGUGAUACUCGUCUCGUCGACAUCUGUUUCCUCUUGGACUGUCGAAGGGCAGAUGGGAUUCAGAGUCCUCCACAAGACACAUUUAUACUCGGAGAACACGAGGAUGAUCUGAAAGUCUCCUCGUUGCUCAUGUGAAACAGGGUAGAACCUGAGAAAGCCAGCUGCCAAAAGAAAAAGCGCUCCUCAAAGGUCAAUAUUCUCCUCCAUCAGGAAUGUAGAUCUACCUGUUUCUACUUCAGUAAGGAUUGCUCUCAUCUCGGGACCCUUGUGGAAUAUUCUGUUACCUGGUUUUUCCAGGUAGAGAUCUAGAAACUGUGUCUGUGCUGCGUAUCCUGGUCUGGAUUCGUACUCUCUGGUUUAUUUUUAGCUCAUUUUGAUUUGCCAGGUGCUGCUUCUUGAUGUGUGUGAUGUCUGUAGUGAUUAGCUGGAAGACUUCUAUUUUGAAAGGACAGAACAGCUACACUGGCCAAUUUUUUUUUUUUUCUAUUGUUUCUGCUGAAUCGGUGGACUCGUCGUGACAGUAUUACAGCUACACUUUAACUGCAGUAUUAAAUCGCAACUACACACAGUAUUUUCUUUUCUCUUUUUUCCGGUUUGUGUAGUUCAAGGUUCCUUUAUCUUUUCAGUACUCAGUAUUUGCUUUGAAUCAUUUCUGUCCUUGAAUUUAGUUCCAGACAGGGUUCUUAUGUGUGUCUGGAAAAGUAGUGACAAUUAGAAAUGACUGUUUGCAGGGGUGUACACUAUAUUAUAAGGUAUAAGAAAGGUUGACUUUAGGUAUAAAAUUAGUGGAAAAUCAUGCAGCUUGGGUCUUAAAACAAACUAUUUUUAAACUAACUUGUUUCUCUAUAGAUAAAAGCAUCCGUAACGCUGGGCAGAGACUGCAUGUUUUUAUUCAUCUUGUACAUUUUGUUAAGUCACAUUACAUGUUUUAAUUGCCCUUCCUGCUCGCCCCCAGUCGGUUUUGUCCAGCGACAGUUCCAGUAAAGUUUAUACAAAAACUCCACAUCUGCCGCUGCCGCAAGAAGUGUGAUUGGUCGGCUCUGUAGCGUUGCAUUUCCGGCUUGUCCCCCUUCUUCUGCCUAAACCGGUUCAAGGGUCAUGCAUACCAUCUCCUUCGACGCCUUGUCUCUUUUCUGCGUUUUAGUAAUUUCACUAAAAGUAACUGCUGAUCAUCUCAGUUUCAGUCGCCAUUGUUUGUAGUAUCCUACACCAACGUAGAAGAAGAAGAAGCAGCUCAACACAGCAGAACAUUAAAAAACAGAUGGUAUAAUUGCAGAGUGCCGCAGACACCAACACACAAGUAUAAAUACUCACGACGGGACAUGGCUUACGCGGUCGGCAAGUUCAUAGACUCGACGAAGAAGCAUAGAAGUCCUAAACAAUUUUAACAUAAAGAGAGAUAAGCAGCGAUUUCUACUCUGAACAGGAAGUAAGAAUAUAGAUAGUCUGGCCUUUCUGUUCUGUACAGUUUUAAGACUUCAGCUUUAGCCACAACAGUAAUAUGAAAACGAGUUGAAAUGAGUCUGGGGUUACCAAUUUAGGGUAAAAAUCGUGCUUAAUGCGUCCAGCGUCUGCCUGGUUUACAGGAUAGAAACAGUUUCCUCAUCAGUCUUCCAUCGUGGGCGUCUCUCCUGAGUCGUAACGUUCGGUAAGUGUUCUCACGUGUCCUCCGUUAAAAUGCCAUGUAGGAACCCUGUCCAUAGUGCUGCCUUGUUCUGUUCUACUGUUCGUCUGCCUGACCACACGUGUCCGUUACCGUGACCAUGCUGCCUUUUUUAAAAAGCAUAUUUACCGUUUUAACCCUGACAAUCAAGGAUCUGACCUUUUACUUGCCAGUCAGGGAUCUUUUCUCUGAGCAAACCUAAGAAAGAUGUGAGCUGCCAUUACCAUUUCCAGACUUUAAAUUAACGCCACCAAACUGAGCUGUGAGAGCCGGACAAAAAAGGCGCCCAAGUUACUGAGACGCAGAAAUACAUUCAGAGCUGUGGACAGACUGGGUUUAGCCAAGACUCCUUCCCUGCUUCAGUGAGUGUAGUUAAGCUCAAAGCAUGUAACUAUAAAAUGUAUAUUCUACAAGUUCUACCACACCACGUGACAUUGCCAAACUGGCGUGCAGACUGCAUAGGGCUGAGGUCGCAUCGUGGCAUUGCCGGCGCCACGAGCAUCAUGACACUAAGAGAGAUAAAGAUUGUCGUCUAUUUUGAUACCAGAGGAGACGUUUAUUUUUGUAACGACGUAGCAAAGACUGAUUCCCUCCCCUCAUGACCCACGGCCUGGUGAGUCUCAGUGCGACUGAGUAUUGAUCGGGCGGAUGUAAAUGUUGUUUAUUUGUGUAAAUGUACGCACAGAACGUAAAAAGGACCUUGACAAUAUGAACCUAAACUAUUGUAAGUCGGUCCCGCAAACAUUUGGGAUCUGAUUGUUUGUGUAACUUGCCGAAACCUGAGAAUUGAACCCAAGUGAAGGAACUGGAGAACGAACGCUGUGCUGUUUCCCAUCUCUCUCUUUUGGUACUAAUGUCUGUUAACAGCAUACAAAUCACAACAUUUGACUUCUGAAAGUGGACAUAAAACAAUAUAUUCAAUGUGUUCAAGACUGUUUAAUGGCCUUGCAUGUACAUAGCAUUGUUUUUCAGAUUAAAACAAAAGUGCUGGACAUGCAAAGCAAAGCAAAUCGUACACUUAGCCUUUAAAAUAUUCACAUUGGUACCAAACUGUGAAGAGUUCGACGCAGUACUCGAGAGACGAGAAGCAUUUUUAAGUUUCUUCUUAUUAAGUUUCCUUAUCUUUCCUCUCUACUUGCAUUUCAGUUUCAGGACUGAGAAACAGCCAAGUUACUAAAUAUUUGAGAAACACUAGUUGAUUUAAACUGAACUGGUAAAUUGGUGGCGAGCAUUAUUUGCUAUAAUAUAUGAAGAUUGUGUGUAUUUGUAUGCCUUGUCUUGGCCAAUUUCCAGUGAACAGUGUUUUAGUUAAAGUCACUUCCUUUGUGUUUAUAAGCUUUAUUUUCAAGGGAUUUAAUUUAGUAUAAUGUUAUUUUCACAUUUGCACUGUUUCAUUCUCUUUCUUUUUAAAUGUGGCUGCAAUUCUUCUGCUGCAGUAAUGAAAGUGAACUGAACUCACCCCUCCAGAAUCCAUUUCUGUUGUUCUGUUAGUAGAGACUGAGGUUGCUGUGGCAUGUCGGUCCUCCAAAUGCUGUUUAGUUACCAGCAGAAAUGUGUCCGUAACUACAAGUGUCAAAAACUGUCAAAUGCAGAACGCUGUCAUUGAAUGUCUGGUCAUAUUCAUAAUUUCUGUACGUUCUCCUAAUCAAUGUUUCAGGCUGCUUUAUUUUGACAAUUUCUUUGGCAUUGGUACUAAAACUCAUGUAUCAUAUCAGUUAGUGGCGAAACAUUUCAAACAAAUCUCAGUGUAGGCCAAUGAUAAACCUUUUGGGCAGGCGAGUUAUAGGUUAGAUUCGGUAUUUUUAAACCUGGGCCCUAUUUUCUCACAUUUCUGUGUUGAAAUGAAAAGUACAAAACGUUUUGGAAUCAGUUAGAACAAUUGUUGAAUGAAUCACCAACUAUUUUGAUCGUCGAUAGUCCUAAUUUUAAAGAAUGAAAUCAGACCAUUUGGAAGCCAAUCGAUGAUGAAAGUAAUCGCUAGAUGUUGCUCUAGAAUCCGUGCAGUAGAUGGCUUCAGCCAGCAGCCGCAAACCUUACUGAGGUAUUCCUUCGGGCCAACAGCGCCUGUCAAAAUGGCAGAAAGUUGUGCUUUGUGCCACCGACAGGCUCGGGCUGUUAUACGAAGUGUCUGACAACAUCAUGGAAAGGAUCCCUACAAGUGACUCCUGGUGACACCCUUUUGUUUUUAACAAAGUCUCCUCAAGGACAAUUAUCGCUCUGAAAUCUCGUGAGAGGCGAGUUGUUGCAAGAAGACGAGGGAGAGGGGGAACUGCUCGCAAGACUUUAUUCCCAAACAUUAAUGUUCCUAACUUACCUUUCCUCCGGCGUCCUCCUGCAACAACUCGCCUCUCACGAGAUUUCACAGCCAGAACUUUCCUUGAGCGAGACUUCAGUUUGUGGCUAAAAAAUCAAAGAAUCAUGCGUAGGUAUUCUUUCCAUGAUGUUUUCAGACACAUGGUGUAACAGUCUGAGCCUGUUGCGGCAAAAAAGCACAUAGUUGUCGACGCCAUCUGGACAGGCAAAAUUGCCCUGAAGGAAUACGUUACAGUCACUGCCGACUGAAGCCAUCUACUGCACAGAUUUCAAAAAAUACGUAAAUGACUCUUGAUGUAUUCCUGCUCUUCCUUCAUAACUUUAAGCUGUUUUAACAUGUUAGUUAUCAUGCAGGAAGUAAUUAGAAGGCACGGUGACUGGAGCCUGUUCUCCUAGAGUUCUUUUGGAGAAGUUUAUUGCUGUCAUCUUCAGAUGAAAGUGAAAGGAAACUGGGAAACCUUUUAACACUUGAACACGCCAGUUUUUUAAGAUUGUCUUUACGAAGCUGAAAAACGGACACUAAAAGUAACGACCCCAGGUUUAGCCGGAGAGUCUUCGUUAUUAAUAAUCAAUUUUCGUAAAUUUCACGUGGGACUCUCGUGUCACUGCCUGUAAUGUCGUCUGAUUGGUUCUUUGUUUUUUUUUCCAGUGGCUGUUUUCCCUGGACGCUGUGUUUUGAUUGGUUGCUCGGCCUCUUUUGUUGAUGCACUUUAAUUCUGUUUCUCUAGACGUUUCUGGAAAAGUCUCUUCUCGUCUCUCGCAUUCCCUUCAUACUUUGCAUUUGCAAUUUUACUUUUGUUUUCCCUUCUACUCUUUCCCCGCUCUCCACUUUCAUUUUAAUUUUCUGCCUCCUCCUUACUUCUCUAUCUGCUGUACUUCACUCCUCUUUUCUCUGGUCAUCUUUUCCGCUUCGGUUUUUGUUCCCUUUACAGUUUUUUUUAAAUUCUUUUUCUUUUUGUAUUUUCCCUCAUCUUCCCUGAGGAUUUCUGUGUUGGAACUGUCUAGGAUUGUUUAGACUGUGUUGAAAAUGUUGUGAAUUGGAUUGAGAGAGGGGGGGAAAAAAGUUCAUGCUCCAUAUUAAACUACAAAUAGUUCAUAUUUGUAGAUCCAAUGCCAUAUAUUUUGCCAUACAUUGUAAUUUGUGUUGUAGUUUCUGAUCCUAAAGCAGCGGAGCCCAAAAUCCCACUGGGAUUAUAUGUUUUAAUCCUAAAUUUCUGUCAUCUGGCUAAGAAAGGAGAACAUACAAAGCUGACACACAGCCUGCUUGUGGAUAGAUUUAAAUACAUUUCAGCAGUAGUGCUAGUGUUGCAUUAGCAUUUAAUCACGGUUAUAGAAGAGGAAAUCAACGGCAAAGAAAAGAAAGUAAAAGAAGGAAAAUAAAAUUUCAGAUCCUUCCAGAGAGACAAUGCAUUAGUAGCCACGUUAACCCCUCUGCUACCAUGAUAAGGGUGUUGUGUGUUUCUACAGUUGUUAAUUGUUUUACAGAGCGUCUGUUUAUGUGGUUGUCCUGUGCACGCAAACACAAAAAUACUACAUACACGUGUAAAUACAAGGUGGCAUGACGCCAUGUUGUUUCUGUGUUUCAGUUGUUGCACGUGUUCUGUUUCAGGACAGAAAUUUAAAUAAAACUUUAUCGCAA
This is a messenger RNA of Micropterus dolomieu (smallmouth bass), 8107 nucleotides long. RefSeq names its product RING finger protein 150-like. Bases 614 to 1948 code for a protein of 444 amino acids. Lineage: Eukaryota; Metazoa; Chordata; Actinopteri; Centrarchiformes; Centrarchidae. The record is from RefSeq and is a predicted model, not a curated record. The transcript is spliced from 6 exons.